This is a messenger RNA of Lepus europaeus (European hare), 4890 nucleotides long. RefSeq names its product ectodysplasin A (gene EDA). Gene Ontology annotation, biological process: animal organ development; immune response. The coding region runs from base 208 to 1374 and encodes 388 amino acids. The record is from RefSeq and is a predicted model, not a curated record. The transcript has 8 exons. Gene Ontology annotation, molecular function: tumor necrosis factor receptor binding; death receptor agonist activity; death receptor binding. Lineage: Eukaryota; Metazoa; Chordata; Mammalia; Lagomorpha; Leporidae. Gene Ontology annotation, cellular component: membrane.
GCCCCUCCUCCUCCCUUUCCCACCCCUCGGAGUGGAGCUGCACAUGCGGCUGCUCCCUGCUCCGUCCCGCCCAGCCACCGUCGCGCAGGAACGGGUCCCUGCAGCCCCCAGCCGAUGGCAGGACAGUAGCCGCCUGUCAGGGGUCGUGAAGGGCUGAGGCGGACGCAGCGGCUCCCGGGCCUCAGAGAGUAGGUGUCUCCGGAGGCCAUGGGCUACCCCGAGGUUGAGCGCAGGGAACCCCUGCCUGCGGCAGCGCCACGGGAGCGAGGGAGCCAGGGCUGCGGCUGUCGCGGGGCCCCUGCCCGGGCAGGCGAAGGGAACAGCUGCCGACUCUUCCUGGGUUUCUUUGGCCUCUCGCUGGCCCUCCACCUGCUGACGUUGUGCUGCUACCUAGAGUUGCGCUCCGAGUUGCGGCGGGAACGCGGAGCCGAGUCCCGCCUGGGCGGCGCGGGCACCUCUGGCACCCUGAGCAACCCCGGUGGCCUCGACCCCGACGCUCCCAUCACCCGCCACCUCGGGCAGCCGUCCCCUCAGCAGCAGCCUUUGGAACCCGGAGAAACCACACUCUCCCCCGACUCCCAGGACGGGCACCAGAUGGCCCUAUUGAAUUUCUUCUUCCCUGAUGAAAAGUCAUACUCUGGAGAGGAAAGUAGGCGUGUUCGCCGCAAUAAAAGAAGCAAAAGCAGUGAAGGAGCAGAUGGUCCAGUUAAAAACAAGAAAAAAGGAAAGAAGGCAGGGCCACCUGGGCCCAAUGGCCCUCCAGGACCACCGGGACCUCCAGGACCCCAGGGACCCCCAGGAAUUCCAGGAAUUCCUGGGAUUCCAGGGACAACUGUUAUGGGACCACCCGGUCCUCCAGGUCCUCCUGGUCCUCAAGGACCCCCUGGUGUCCAGGGACCCUCUGGUGCUGCUGAUAAAGCUGGAACUCGAGAAAACCAGCCAGCUGUGGUGCAUCUACAGGGCCAGGGGUCGGCAAUCCAAGUCAAGAAUGAUCUUUCAGGUGGAGUGCUCAAUGACUGGUCUCGCAUCACUAUGAACCCCAAGGUGUUUAAGCUACAUCCCCGCAGCGGGGAGCUGGAGGUACUGGUGGACGGCACCUACUUCAUCUAUAGUCAGGUAGAAGUAUACUACAUCAACUUCACUGACUUUGCCAGCUAUGAGGUGGUGGUGGACGAGAAGCCCUUCCUGCAGUGCACCCGUAGCAUCGAGACAGGCAAGACCAACUACAACACUUGCUAUACGGCGGGCGUCUGCCUCCUCAAGGCCCGGCAGAAGAUUGCCGUGAAGAUGGUGCACGCCGACAUCUCUAUCAAUAUGAGCAAGCACACCACCUUCUUUGGGGCCAUCAGGCUGGGCGAAGCCCCUGCCUCGUAGAUUGCCCCCCCCCAUCUUGCCCCUGCCCGUGCCCCUGGCCCAGGUUUGGGAGCCGGGACUCCCAGAACCUCUAAGUGCUGCUGUGGUGUUGCAGCCGCAGAGAGAAGUGCCCCAGUGCUAUUUAUUCCCCCAGUGACUCCAGGAUGACAAGGCCUGCUUGACUUUCCAGAAUGACCUUGAGCUAACGGGUCGGUGGUCGGAGCCCCAGGGUUCCCAGGAAGCAGAACCUUCUUCUUUGGCUCCAUGUUCAAUGGCUUGUAUGGCACGACUCUUCCGCCCUAAGGUCCCUGUUGUCAGAUUUGUCGUUUGUUGCACUAAAAUGAGGAUUGCGGGCAGCAGGCCAGAGAAAGCAAAUGCAUGCUCCAGACUCUGUCCGGAGUGACCAUCUGACCCUAAAGGGGCUCAUGCUCCUCCCCUGGCAGGGGGUGGGGGUGGGGUGGCAUGGGAAGCCAGUGCUGUAGCCUAAGGGAGAGGGCCUGGGAGGGGGAAGGCAGGUGCUUGUGGCAGAGAUCGAGGGAGAAGCCUGCCAAGGGGACAUCUUCCAUAGUGGGAGCAUUUUUUGCUGCUCCACUUCGUGGCCUGCAAGAGAGCCAAAGAACGCUAACCCCUCAGGCUGAGAGCCACACUGUGACAGCCUUGAUGGGCUCUGGAGACCAGAGGUCUCCCCUGCCUUGGGGCACUUGCCGGGAAUGGCUACAAACCUGUCUGCCUGAGCGCCCGAGCGCCCGAGUCGGUACUGGGGGCCAUGUGUCUCUCACUUUGUUUACAGCUGGGCACCACACUCAGAAAACUCCAUGGGGUCCCCUCCCCAGCCUCACUAGAACUCCUGUCUUUCUCCACAGAGCCUACCUCUGUCUGAGACAGGUGCCUAAUCCAGGACCUGUGCUCACAUGAGUCUGGGAUAGUCUUUAGCUUCCCUGGGCACAAAGCGAAUUUUCCAUUUACUAAGCAGUACAAAUAUUCAUCGAAUCCUAUUAGAAUUGUGUCUGCUGGUGGAGGAAGGGUUGGACAGGAGGGCAACCCCCACCCCCCGCCGCCGCCGCCGCCACCGCGGCCACCUCCCAACAUCCCCUUCGAGUUCUGAUAUCUGUGAGUCUUAACAAGCGCUUGCCAUGAGAGCCUUCUAAACUCCCAAGCCUCAGACUGAGCAUCAGCAAGGAGAAGCCUAGAAAAGGGCAAAGGGUUUUGUUCCAGUUUGCCGCAGCCCAAAUGGUUAUUAAACCGGGUCUUAUCUGAAAGGACAGCAGCAGAUGCCCUGCUGCCCCAGUCUUUUCUUCACUCUAGCUUGGGAGAAGCAGGGCUCUCUGCCCUUUCGUUGAGGUCCAGAGGCACCAGCGCUGGGCUCCCUGCUGGGAUACUAUGGUAGGGUCAGUCAAGGGCCUGUAUUUCUAACUGUCAGGGCCCAGCCUGGCUUCUGGGUGUUAGGUCCAGCCCCAAGCUUAGAAGGCCAGCCUUGUCUACUUCACUCGGCUUUGCCCCCUGAAACAUAUUUCCUUUUGAGAUGUGUGUCCUUUUAAAGUGAUGAGGAGGAAGUUCCUUCGGGCAGCUGAAACCCACCAAGAAUAGCAGGGACUUCUUUCUCAGCUGUGCCUUCCCUUUCUAAGCAACCACAAUGCUUGGCCCUUGGCCCUUGGAGGGUCGGGAAAAAGGGGUCGGGGCAUCGUGGGGCUGGACCCCUGCUGUAUUUUGGGUGCCAGUGUGAGUCUUGGAACCCAAAGCGAGGCAGAUUUUAGGCAUGUGUGGGACUCCCCCCCAACUCCGAAAUAGGUUGCCUAGGACACUCUGCAGUUGUCACAGGAACCAACCGAGAACCUCUGGCUUAAAGUCGGAAAAGUACUUUCCCUUUUAUUAUCUGCUUUGAGGAAGACAGGGCAGCUGAUAUGACACAGGCCAUGUUUAGGUCGAGGCUCAGAGAGGGGAAGUGCUUUGGCCAACAGCUCGCCCAGGUUCAGUCACAGCAGGGCGUGGCAUUUGAGAUCCACAGAGAACCAGUAAAAGUGAUCAAAGGGAAAGUGAAAUUCUUGAGGGUCCCAGAGAGGAACCCAGAGACGCUCGUUUUCAUUCGAGGGGAAUGUUCCGGGGUGCCCACAGAACUGGUAGGCCUCACGUUCUUUCAUGCAGCUGAUGAGCCAAGCAGCCAUCCUGUGCGAGCCCCAACUAUGGGCAAGGCCCCCCUUUCAUUACCGGAGCUGGCCACCUCCACCAGCUGCUAAAUGUUAAAUAAGCUAAAUGCUUGUCCCUGCCUACUCUGCCAGGGUCUCCCGGGGUUGGAGGGAAGGCCUGAGAGAGGGCUUUGGCUGUAACUGCCCCAGACAUGCAGGUGAUCCCAGAGGAGAAACCGGUUCCCGCCAGGCCCCUCAUCAACUCCCACCCCUGGAGGAAGAAGGCUGGAUGGUAAGGAAAGCGAACCGUAGCUGGGGAACUGUCUUGCCGCAAAGUCGUUGCCCAAGUGGGUGAAGCAAUUUACUGCUAGGCGUGUGUGGGAGUAGAUUUACUGCUUGGAAUUAGGCUGAUGUGGGUUUACCAGAGGGCCACGCUAGUGUGGAGAAUAGGCCGAGGACAUCUGUGGGCAAGCAGAUUGACAGGUCUGUAGGCGAAUUGCAAGGCAGGGGCCUCUGCCAGCUGCCUGGGCGCCAAUAGCCAGGCGGGCACAAACAGCAGCUGUCAGAGGCUGCUGGGCUCCUGGCUGCCUGGAAAAUGCACUCUGUGCCUUCUUUUCCCCUUCAUCCAUCCUGAGCCAAAUGUCUUUUGUUGAACAGGAAAGGGCUGGGAACCCUCGAGGGAAACAAAGACUUCUAUCCGUGUGUGUUUUACAUAACUUCUGGUGGAUGCAAAUAGAUUCAGAGAAAUUGAGAGCCAAGAGCCCUUCAGCGAGAAUCUGGUCCAACCUCAAUUCCACCCUGUAUUACUCUGGUGGAAACUGAGGCCCACUGAGGGCAGGUGACCCUGCCCAAGUUGGGGUGACCAAGGCCUGACCUCCAGACUCAGCAGAGUGAGGGAUAGAGCAAUCCCUAUCCCACAGGGUCCCCUUCUUUCUUCCACCCGCAGACUCAAGGCUGGGAGCACUCUGGCCCCUGUAGGAGCCUGGCCAGACAGGAAGAGAGAAACUGCAGCCUUCAUCGGAACUCUUCCUCCCCUCAGGGCACUCGCCCAGCUCCUGCCUCUGGCCUGCAAGGCUCCAGAAUGGCCCCAUCCCUGCCUCAGGCCUCCUUAGGCCACGCAAGCACAAAGAAGGAACCUGAUUUUUUUUUUCUUUUAGUCCAUUUCAGGGCUCUCUCCAGGAGGGGUUGCGGUGUGUCCUUUCUUUAUCCAGAAAGCUUCCUGCUGGGAUUGGGGGUGGGGAGAUGGAGAGUGGGCCUUGUUGUGAGAAUGGCCUGGAGCAGGGCCAAUGCUGCUUUUGGGGGUCAGCAUCCAGUGUGAGAUACUGUGUAUAUAAACUAUAUAUAAUGUAUAUAAACUGGGAUGUAAGUUUGUGUAAAUUAAUGGUUUAUUCUUUGCAAAUAAAAGCGCUUUUUC